Musa acuminata subsp. malaccensis (wild Malaysian banana) is the source of this 1012-nucleotide messenger RNA. NCBI's taxonomy places the organism in Eukaryota, Viridiplantae, Streptophyta, Magnoliopsida, Zingiberales, Musaceae. The record is from RefSeq and is a predicted model, not a curated record.
UCCGGUUACUUGCUUUCCUCCGCCGUUCCUCCGCAUUUAAACGUGACGGCUCGCUCCACCAUCCCUUAUUGUUAUUGUCGUAUAGCUAAAGGCGACGCUUCUUCUUCCUUCAUCGCCUAUCGGUAGAUUGUUAUAGUGCUUCUGUUACGCUCGCACGAGACUGAUGGCGGCAGAGGAGGGGUCCGGUGUACCGCCGAGCCCGCGGCCUCGGUCGCCGCCCCGGUAUCCUGACCUCUGCGGGCGCCACCGGUUGCAGGCGGAGGUCCAGCUGCUGAGCCGAGAGAUCAGCUUUCUCGAGUUGUUGGCUUUGUCAUGUGGUCCUGAGAGUGAGUUCUUAGAUGGGACAACACAGUCAUAGUUGAAUCCUUUUCAUCAGUGUGUGGGGGAUGCACGUGCAGCACAGUGGGAGCGUGGAAGUCGAUAACAAUGAGGAGUUACAGUCAGUUGAAGGACUCCAACCAGUCUCUGCAUGCUGCAAAGAAAUUGAUGACUAUGUAGGGGCAAAUCCAGAUCCCUUAAUCCCAAUAUUUAAGAAGAGAAACAAACACCGCUGCAUUUGGAGGUGGCUUCGAGCAAUGGUUUGCUGCAACCCAACAAGGACUUGCUGCUCAGGUGAUCAGUCGUGCCGGCGGAAAAGACCAAGUUGCACCUGUAAACAGAAUUGGUCCUGCCCCUCAUGUUGUGCAUGCACACAAAGAAAUUGCUGCAAGGUUCCCUGCUCCAGAUUACAGUGUGCCGUCCCAACUCUCUCGUGUCCUGGAUAUUCCUGUGGAUGUGUUUGCUCUUGCUCCUUUGGAAGAAAAGUGUGCCUUUGCCCCAGAUGUUUGUGUUGUAUCAGCUGAUGAAUAUGUGAAUAGAUUAAUUUGAUGCUCUUCUCUCAAGAUUUCUUUUACAUGGGUGUUUUUUCGCCUUUUUGGAAUAUUAAUAAUUGUUGUCAUCACAGAAUGAUGGUGUAGUAGCCAUUGUCAUUCCCAUAACAAAAAGUACUGAGUUCUUUUUGUCGCCAGAUUCA